AUGUUCGAAAUUUUCACGCAUGGCUUCACCUUUCUCAACCUGCUCUCCAUCAUCGCCUUCAUCACCACCGUCGGGCUGUUCUUUUGCGGAAUCCCGAUCUGCCGACAAAUCCUGAAGCGCAAGGACACCAAGGAGAUCGCCGCCGCCCCGUUUUUGAUGGGAAUUUUGGGCGGAACCUGCUGGAUGUCAUACGGUUACCUAAAAGGUGACCAUACCGUAAUGUACGUGACCGGAACGCAAAUCAUUCUCUACACCUCCUAUACGCUAUUUUAUUGGUUUAUGACAAAGGACAAGUUUGGGAUCACCCUCAAAGUUCUCUUCAUCGUCAUCCUCUCGACGAGCAUCGCCGCCUCUUCCUAUCACUUCCGGAUGGCGGUGUUCCACCCGCUCGGCUGGCUGUGCAUGACGUUGAACGCCGCCGACUUUGCAGCACCACUCGCUGGGCUGAAAACCGUCAUCCGCCGCGGGGCCACAUCAACUCUCCCACUACCCCUGUGCAUCGCCAACUUCCUCGUCUCGACGGAGUGGUUCGUCUACGGGCUCCUCGUCUGGGACUUCUACCUGAUUACGCCAAACGGAAUUGGGUCAGUCUUGGCGCUGGCGCAGGUGAUGCUGUUCGUUGUGUUGCCCCGGAAACCCGGACAGCAGAGCCCGAUUCGGCGGCUCGUCAAUUUGUGCCGCCGGGAUACGGUGGCCGACAUUGAGACGGCGGCUGUUGUCGAGCCGACGGUCGGCCUCUCGACGGACGAUGAAAAGGAUGCAAAAAUGCCGCCCAGGGAGGAGCAGUCGUGGCCCUCGAUGGUCAUCUCCACGCUCGAGCACGAGCUCGACAACGUCAUCAGCCGGGUGACCGCACAUGAACAGUUCGGCUACUCCACCCAACUCGACGAGGAGGGCAGCAGCGACAACGAGAAGACGCUCACCGACCGGAAGUUGGCCAAGGAGCUGGCCGAGGCGAGGAGGGCCGAGACAGUUGAGAGGCCGGUCAGGGAGAGGAGCACGACGGUGCGGGAGGACGAGCAAGAGGAAGAAGCGGCGGCUGCGAGAAUCCAUCGUUCAUCUUCUAGUCCGAAUCUGUCUGUA
This is a messenger RNA of Mesorhabditis spiculigera, 1083 nucleotides long. Lineage: Eukaryota; Metazoa; Nematoda; Chromadorea; Rhabditida; Rhabditidae. The record is from the annotation of a GenBank genome assembly.